Molecule: messenger RNA, 869 nt
Organism: Alternaria alternata
Lineage: Eukaryota; Fungi; Ascomycota; Dothideomycetes; Pleosporales; Pleosporaceae
Exons: 1
Coding region: 188-754 (188 amino acids)
Source: RefSeq, a predicted model, not a curated record
CCCCGAAUAGAUCUCCAGGUACAAGACCUUGGUGACAAGCCGGCAAGCAGAGCAGAACAUCGUGGAUGAACACGACAUCAAGAUAGGAACUUUGGCGGCCGCGUCAGGAGCACGUCUGCUAGAAGCUCCCAGAAUUGGGGGCAACGCCGUAACGGAUACUGCGAAGAAUUCAAUUGUACCGUGGCUCAUGGACUGGGCGGCUAUCAAGAUCGACCCCAAGCUGGAGUGGUCCAACAACUUAGAAGAUCCCAAGCACACCAAACUAACGGGUGGGAUCAAGGGCAAAACGCGCCUAAAUGAUAUGGAGAGUGCGAACUACUACCGCAUCCCCAACCCACGGGAACUCGACUGCGAAGUCGCAUUCCAUAGACGAACAAGCGGCUGGGAGUUUGCCGAAUUAAACUGCACACAAUCACUCUUGAAUCCCAUCUACUGCGGCAAGGGAAGACCAAGCGGCAAGAUGGGCGAACUCGACGGUCGAUACAAAGUCAGCGGAGAGAAACCUGGUUACUGCUGGUCUUUUGUACCACGAACUGGAUACAGGCGCCGUGACCCAUGCUUGAGUGGCGACUCGGGUAGCGUGGUCUUAUUGGACCCGGAAAAUCCACCAGCCCAUAGAGGUGAUAAUUGGUGGGUCAGCAUCCUGUUCGGUCAUGAGCACAAAUCAGUUGACUACAUGACACCAAUCGAGAAUGUCAUCAAAGACAUUGAGGCAGUAAUGAACGGGAAGGUGGUAGUUCCGGAACAGGCUUAACGGUUCUCAAGACCGCAAGUAAGAGAGCUGGAAAAAGAGCCAUCUCAUGUUGUUAUUGGUGCCUACCAUGUACACUAGUGUACUACCUACAUAGAGAAGUAAUCUGUAGAAUCGA